Molecule: messenger RNA, 6464 nt
Organism: Apis laboriosa (Himalayan honeybee)
Lineage: Eukaryota; Metazoa; Arthropoda; Insecta; Hymenoptera; Apidae
Product: nephrin
Exons: 14
Coding region: 1492-4032 (846 amino acids)
Molecular function (GO): protein binding
Source: RefSeq, a predicted model, not a curated record
UCGAGGACCACGUGUGCAGCAGCGUUCGUCCGUGGACCUGCGCCGACUUCCUAUCCUUCGCGCGCGCCUUCUCUGCACCACCCCUCUCCGCCGCCUCUCCUUCCCCGCCGAGCCAAAAAUUACCGGCGAUUACAGUUCUCUUCCUCCCCUCCCUCCCCUCCCUUCAAACAAGCGUAGCUCCGUCUGAGCGCACGUGUCGAAUUUUCUCUUUUCUCUUUUUUACGGGAGAUCGAGGUGUUCGUCUUGGAUCGUGUUGACCGCGUGUUCGAUCGUUGGAAAGGAGGAACGUUCCUCUACUUGGGAAAAGCGCGCGAAAAUCGGAGGGGAAAAGGAUCUGUGCUUGCGAGGCGACGAGGAGAGGAAUGUGGAGAAGGAGGAGGGCGAGGAGCAGUUGGCGGAAUCUUUCUGCCUAGGAUCGAUUUCGAAGCCGGUUCGCGGCCAUUGACGAGAUUGCAGGCCCUGCUUGGAUCUAUUCCAGAAAGUCUGUGGCGUGCCAAGGUCUCCUUCUCAUCUCCCUUUGAUCUUUAUUUGGAACGAUUACAAUUCCAAUCGGGGAUAUAUAUAUAUAUAUUUCGUUUCGAGAGAUUUUAGGAAAAUGGUGGAGAAGAGUCGUCCUUCUUAACCAUCCUGCAACGACCUGUGGGAUUUCCACCGAUUCCUUCCCCCCCCCUCGAUGCGAAAGCCGAGAGAAUUCGCGGCGGUGGACGUUUCGUUAUCCGAUCCCUUAAACUUCUCGAUUCCCAAGGAAUCUUGGGAAGGAAGGGCGGCUGUUCUUUGAAAAAAGCUUGUGAUGGUGGAAAGUUUCGAUAUACCUUCGCACGGGUGAUCGGUGCGGUGAAUUUUGCUGCCUUGGAUGGAUAUACACACAUAUAUACACAUAUAUACACGCCACGGUCAUUGCGGGUAUCGUGCUCGUCGUUGCAAGUUAUCGGCGACAGUGGCGCGCGGUUGGAAGGCCGAAAGUGCGGUAGAUUUUCUAACAGCGAGGAGAGGACCAGUACGCGUGUCCAACGCUUUGAUGGAGUGAACGGAUGAAAGAAGGGGAAGAGGCAGAGAGAGAGAGAGAGAGAGAGAGAGAGAGAGAGAGAAGGAAGGUUGUUGCGGUUGUGGAUGCGGUGGGACGGCAAGUUUAAUUAGUGUUUAACCGAGAGGAGAGGAAAAACACGAGCGAAGAAACGCUAUGGUGUGUCGUGUGUAAACGUUUCUCGGAGAAAUUGGUCGGGCGCGCGGCCGUCGAAUCGCGUCAGUUCGGCUCGGAUUUCGGUGGUGCGCGGACGAUGCGUGACGGCUCGUGCCGACUCGCCACGAUCGCGGCGAUCGCGGACGGGUACUCGGGCGCGAGAUGAAAGUGGAAAGUGGCAAGUAUCGGGCGCGGUGCUCGAAGAAUCGGCGAACAUGACUUAACGAGGAUCAGAGAGAGAGAGAGAGAGAGCUUCCUUCUUCGCUUAUUCCCAAACUGAUUCAACAAGGAUAAGGAAUAAUCGAGAGAACAUGUGGAGCGUACUGUUGCUCGUCGGACUAACCAAAGCUGUCUCCUUCGUCGCAGGGAUCGCUUCCAUCGUCGACGAGAAAUCGGUGCCAUUGGUCAAUAUCAGCGUGGUGGAAGGAAAGUCGGCGGAGUUGCCAUGCGACAUCACUCCACCGGGAGAGGACACCCUUCACAUGGUGUUUUGGUUCAGGGACGAGGCCGGAGUACCAUUGUACACGAUGGACGCCCGUGAGAAACCGGUGGCCAAAGCUCAACACUCCUCGGAUUCGAGCGUGUUCGGGCGGCGGGCGUAUUUCCGCACCGAGCUCCAGAAUCCCGCGAUCCUCGUGAUCAAGGACAUCAAGAGGCACGACGCGGCCACGUACAGGUGCAGGGUCGACUUCAGGAAGGGGCAGACGCGCAGCUUUCGCUACAGCCUCGUCGUGAUCGUGCCGCCUGAACAACCCGCCAUUCUGGACCAGUGGGGGAGGAUAGUGAACGGGACGGCGGGGCCCUACGAGGAGGGUGACACUCCCUCUUUGACGUGUCGCGUCACCGGCGGUAAGCCGGAACCUGUGGUGCGGUGGUUGGUGAACGGUGAAGUGAAGGACGAGGAGUACGAGAAGAACGCCGGGGACGUGAUAGAGAACAGACUCACCCUGCAGUCCGUCACGCGGUCGCAUCUAGGGGCGAAUUACACUUGCCAGGCGAGGAACACGGACCUGAUCGAGCCGAGAGAGGCCUCCAUUUCCCUGGAUCUCAACCUGAAACCGUUGACGACGACCAUAAGGAGGCCGGGGAGGAAGGAGGUGGGGAGCGAGUCUCUGCUCGCCGGGAAACGGUACGAGGUUGAGUGCGAGACGACGGGCUCGAGGCCACCUGCGGUGAUAACCUGGUACAAGGGGCGAAGAAGGCAGCUGAAGCACACCAAGGAGGAGAGAUGGGAGAAUCGGACUGUGAGCAUGGUAGAGUUCGAGCCAGGCGUGGAGGAUCACGGGAAAUUGAUCACCUGCAGGGCGGAAAAUCCAAACGUGACGGGGCUGUUCCUGGAGGAGACCUGGAAAAUCGACGUCGUAUAUCCUCCGAUUGUCUCGUUGAACCUUGGAUCGACGCUAAGUCCGGAGGACAUCAAGGAAGGCGACGACGUCUACUUCGAGUGUCACAUCAGGGCUAAUCCUGCCUGGUCCAAGUUGACGUGGAUACACGACAACCAGAUACUGGCGCACAACACGUCGGCCAGGAUAAUCUGGUCGAAUCAAAGCCUGGUGCUUCAGAGCGUGACCAGGAGUAGCGCCGGCAAGUACGUGUGCGCCGCAACGAAUGACCUGAACGAAACUCGAAGCGAGCCUCUUCAUUUUCGCGUCAAGUUCGCGCCAGUGUGCAAGGAGGACAGGAUCGUGGUGGUGGGGGCGUCGAGGGGCGAGUCGUUGAACAUAGCGUGCAAAGUGGAGGCCGAUCCUCCGGCGCACAAUUUCCGAUGGAAAUUCAACAACAGCGGGGAGACGCUGGAAGUAGCGCAGGGCAGAUUCUCGAUGGAGGCGUCGAGCGGCGUGAGCGUGUUCAGGUACACGCCGACCACAGAGCUGGAUUACGGUACUCUGUCGUGCUGGGCGGACAAUUCGGUCGGCAGACAAGCGAGACCGUGUCUCUUCCAGCUGAUAGCGGCCGGAAAACCAUUUCCGGUCCGUAACUGCACGCUCGCGAACCAGACUUACACCAGCGUCGAGGUGAAAUGCGUGGCUGGCUACGAUGGAGGGCUUCCGCAAAAAUUCAUCCUGGAGGUGUACCACGGCGACGUGGAUUUCCUGUCUAACAGCCAACCCCUCUAUAACGUUUCGAACGCCGACGAGCCGAGUUUCUCCCUCGCGGGGUUGGAGGCGUCCGUCGAGGCCGGGGUGCACGUAGCCGUGUACGCGGUGAAUGCCAAAGGUCGGAGUCAACCAGUCAUUCUCAGCGAGGUCACCUACAGGGAUGCGGAGAAACGCACCGGACAAGACGCUGGGAUCGUGUUAUCGCCCUUGAUAGGGGUUGUGGUCGGGGCGUUGGUCACCCUGGUGCUCGUCAUACUCGUGGUGGUGGUACGCGUGCGUCGGGAACGCGUGUCGAAGCCACGCCACGAAAAACCGGCGGAGCUGAGCGAGCUACCCCCGCAGCAGUACCCGCUGCAGAACCCUCAGCAAACCGUGGAAACGGACCCAGACGUUAUUCCGAAUAAAUUUGAGGGCAACCUGGCGGAAGUGAGCCCGCCGAGUUAUCCAGGUGGAUAUCCCCCGGGACACUGGGUCACGCCCGGGCCUACGCCAAGCAUAGACGAGCUCUGCCACAAAUUCACGGGGAGGCCGACGGAGCUGAGGUUACCAUCGAGGAGCACGUUGCCGAGUUUACAGAGCAUGCCCGUGACGGGAGGAGCGACGAUGGGCGGCGGUGGGCAGGGGAUGGUGGGGGCGCAGGGUGGCCUCCCUCUAGGAAGCGGCCAAGGUGUCGUCGUGGCGGGCGAGUGCCUGGACGGAGAGGCGAUCAAAAGACGAUUGAUGGCAAACAGGCUGCCGGAGAGUUGCGUCUAGGACCUCCCACGGGUUCGUGCACGGGGCGUGCUCAAGGGCGCGUUAAAGACAAUCGCGCGCUCGACUCGAGGCAACGAUGGAGAACUCGUGGAGAGGAACUUUAAAAUUAUCCGCCAAAAAUUCUUUUGUAAAAAUUGUUUUCACAGCUCUUCUCUUCCCUUCCUCUCUCCUCUCCUCUUUCCUUCUUUCUUCCCGCCUGGAGGAGGAAGGAGGAAAGAAGAAGAAGAAGAAAGAAUCGGAAAGAAAACUCUUCCACCUGAGCAACAUGUUCCGAAGUAGUCUUCUUCCCCUGCAAGAAGUCGGCGUAACUAUCCCCUCUCCGUAUGUUCGUAUCCCCCUUUCUUUCCCUCCAACGAACCAGCCAUCCGAUCCCUCAAAUAAUUGGCAAUCCUCGAAGAAGAUACAGCUCCUUCUUCUCUUAUUUCCUUUUGCUCUUGUCGAUUAAAAAUAAACGAAUUCACGUCCUGAAUCGAAUCCUCGUCGAGAGAAUCCUCGGCGAGAAAAGAUAAAGGUUGAUUCCGUUCCGCUCCUUUCCUGGCCGGAAUGAAGAUGGAUCGAGGAACGGGGCGAGAAUAUGUGGCAAGAGGAGAGGGGAGGAGAUAACGCGAUGUUACCGUGCCGAGUGGGGGGAGGGGAAGAAGGAAGGGCGGUUGAUCGAGGCUGAUCAAUCAGUUUCGGUUCCGACAACGGGGAAACGUACACUCGGUGAGGGAGCGAAUAGUUACGAAAAGUGAAUUUGUUACGAAACACGAUUUUAUACGUCGUCGUCGACCUUGUCUUCGUUCGAUUAUUUUCUUCCCGAAUUUCUUCGCGUGCUCGAACGGGGAUCGGGGGGGGGUUGUCGCAGAGUUGUCAAGCCAACCACUCGCUCGUCCUCUCUUUCCGACUGUCGGCGCAUCGACAACAGCGGAAUCGACAAUAAACGCGAAUCGCGAUUGCGUCGCGAUCGAGUCGAAUCGAAGUUUGGUACGAGCGGUCGGUAAGUUAGUUUUUCAUCGAGAAUUCGCGUCGCGAUGUGAUCGCGAUGUAAGGAGAAAUUUUGGAAAGAAAGCGAUCGUCGAAAUUGCUGACCGUUCUCCUAAUUUCGAUUCUUUUUCCUUUCUCUCCUUUUUUUUUUUUUUUUUUUUGCGAGAUAAGCACAGUAAGAAAAGUACUCCAAAAGGCGAAGCGCUUUUACAUACACACACGGAUGAAAAAUUGAAUUUGCAAGGUCGGGCUUCCAUCCGUGGCGACGGAGUCACGAGGCUUGACGGGGAAGCUGGAAGUAAAAAGUGACAAAGUGUAUUCCUAGGAGGGCGAAGUGACGCGAAACUUUGUCCGAAACUCUCUCGCUCGAGCUUUGAACGAAUGUGAAUCGAGAGAUGGAAAGUGAGUGGAAGAGGAAUAUAAAUGUUGAGUUAUCGCGUGCGUGACGUCGCGUUCACCCUUUUCCUUUCGAAACUGUACUGUAAUCGAAAAGUAGGGAGCAACGAGAGAACAAGUGAAAGAGAAAGGAAAAGGGAGGGGAAAGAGGAAACUCGUUAAUCGAUGUAUCGUAUCAAUUGUACAUAAGUACGUAUCGUUGAAGAAUCUCCCCCUUGCGCGGAGGGGAAGGGAAGAUGGCGCGAGAAUGUCGUGGUAAUUUCGAUGUUCACACGGGAUUCAUCGAUUUCUCGUUCGAGUGGCGUGUCGGCGGCUCGUUAUUUUCCUCCUAAAACGUUCCUCGUCAAAACUCGAUCUUCGUUAAUUAAGAGCAACAUGGCGACGAAUAGAUCGCGGAACCACGUCGGGACAAAUUUUCUAUCGAAAAAUAUCUCCUAGUUUAUCGACCGUCGAUAUGAAAUUUAAGGCGAUAUGAUUUUUAAGGGGAGGGGGGGGUGAAAAACGAGCCGAUCGACGGGAUCACGCUUUUUUCACGUCCAUGAACAUUAGCCUAAAUAUAAAAUACGGAAAACGGUCGUGAUCCGGGAGAUCGAAUUUUUUUUCCAGCGUGAUAAGAAUAGGAAGACGAGUUUUCUUUUGCGGAGCUCUCUUCUUUUUCUAUAUAUACAUAUAUACAAACUCCCCUUUUUUAUAACGAAUAUUUCGACAAAUUUCGAUGAUGAUGGAAUUCUUCGAAUUCUCUAAGAAGAAAGAAAAAGAAGAAGAACGCCGCCUGUGAGAGAGGGAUACGAUAUAAAAUCCAAAGACUAACGAAUACGUGUACAUAAUCAGAUGAAGCGAGGGUUAAAAUGUAAAUCGAAUUGUAUUUUAAGUUCACUGUAUAGGGGGAGGGGGUGAUUUCAUAUCAGAACUCCAUAUCGUCUAUUAAACUCGUAUGUAUAUACUACAUAAAGUUUCGAUCUGAAUAAACUGUUUAACUGUCCGAACUGAAUCGAGCUUUGAAUCUCCCUUACCCCCCGAGGGCUGGCCAAAUCCUCUCUCUCUCUCUCUCUCUCUCUCUCUCUCUCUCC